AGGAAGAUUCUUGAGGUGAAGGUCAUCGAUGAUGAGGAGUAUGAGAAGAAUAAAACCUUCACCAUUCAGCUGGGAGAGCCUGUGCUCCUGGAGGUUGGGCAGAAACACGGAGAUUCUAAUGACAAUAAGCCGGUGGGUUUGGCAGACGAGGAGGAUUUGGCAAAGAUGGGGUGCCCCAGUCUUGGGGAACACACCACACUGGAGGUAGUCAUCGAGGAGUCCUACGAGUUCAAGAACACAGUGGAUAAGCUGAUCAAGAAGACUAACCUGGCUCUGGUGGUGGGGAGCAGCAGCUGGAGGGAGCAGUUUGUGAGCGCCGUGACUGUCAGCGCAGGCGAUGACGAUGAGGAGGAGAGUGGCGAGGAGCGGCUGCCCUCCUGCUUCGACUACAUCAUGCACUUCCUGACGGUGUUCUGGAAGGUUCUGUUCGCCUUCGUGCCGCCCACCGAGUACUGGAAUGGCUGGGCCUGCUUCAUCGUGUCCAUCUCCCUCAUCGGCCUCCUGACGGCCGUCACCGGAGACCUCGCAUCACACUUCGGCUGCACCGUCGGCCUCAAGGACUCCGUCACCGCCGUGGUGUUUGUGGCCCUCGGGACAUCCGUACCAG
This is a messenger RNA of Clupea harengus (Atlantic herring), 607 nucleotides long. RefSeq names its product sodium/calcium exchanger 1-like (gene slc8a4a). Gene Ontology annotation, molecular function: calcium:sodium antiporter activity. The transcript is spliced from 4 exons. Gene Ontology annotation, cellular component: sarcolemma; postsynapse; axon. Gene Ontology annotation, biological process: cell communication; calcium ion import across plasma membrane; sodium ion transmembrane transport. Lineage: Eukaryota; Metazoa; Chordata; Actinopteri; Clupeiformes; Clupeidae. The record is from RefSeq and is a predicted model, not a curated record. The annotation marks the transcript as partial.